GAGAAAUUUAUUUGUACUUUUAGGGAGUUAUUUCAACAUGCAAUAUGAUAUUUAUAGUGCAAUUUAGUGUAUUUUAUCCAAAACUAGCUGAAGGCUAAAUUAGUAACACAAAAAAAUAACAGUGUAAUCAGUUAUAUUUAUGUAAAUAUCCUUUAUUUUUGUUGUUUUUAAAGUAAUACUGAUAUUCAUUCGUUUUGUUUAAACUUUUUUAAAUGAAAGUAUGGCGUGAAAGGGGGGGGGGGGUGUUAGCACUGCAAAUAAAUAAACUACAAAAGCUAAAUGUUGUAAAAAAAAAAAAAACAAUAGCCAUUAUUCCUUAAAGAAGCCAACAGGUUGCGGUCAUUUUUUUGUGGAAACAAACUAAUUGUCUGAAUAAGAAACGCCUCACGGUUGAGAACCGGCCUCCUUACAACAGGAACUGACCCGCUCGGCUUGCCGUAGUAAUGAAAGGCUGUGGCGCUCCUCCACAAUGAACGUUGGAAAGAUGGCGACGGCAUACGCACUGGCGAGAGUCAACUGUGCCGGCGGAUAGAAAGUGUUUUCCAAGAGGCAAUUAUCCACCCCUCUUUGCAAAGAUUUAGCAGUGCAAAGUGUGUCUGACAUCGCUGAGAGAUGGUAUAGCCUAUGCACUGCUAGCAAACAGAAGCCGCUGUUCAGCCAUGGAGCCUCCGGAUCGCAACGAGCCCAGCAGGCAGGCCAAACCAGCGGAAGAUACAUCUCAACAGAACUCUGAGCUGGAUGAAUCCUGGGACUCUCCCAGUGAGGAUGACCUGCCUAUGUACAGCACAUCGCCUCCAUAUAACCACCGUCAAAAUAAGCGAAUGUCUGGCAAACAUCAGAGGAACAAUCAGUCGAGGGGUGCUGGUUGGUCUCCCAACAAAGCAGACUCCAGUCCAUCUGCCCAGAGACAAACUCCCAAGCUAACAGAGCCCAGUGAGGAGCCCAACUACAAGCAGGAAAAAAAGCAUCGGGCCACUGUGCGUUCUACUGAGAGAGAUCGCAAGAAGACCUUUGAAGGCUCUUUCGUGCUGGAUCCCCUUUCAAAGUCAGGCCAUUUUAGUUCCAUCACCAUGGAUCCCAGGAAGCAUUACUUGAGUUUGGGCUGCAGCAGCUGCAAACUUCCCGUUUCUGUGCCUCACAUGGCCCGGACCCACCGGCAAACGUCCCGGACUGACUGUCCCGCUGACCGCCUCAAGUUCUUUGAGACUUUGCGGUUGCUGCUCAAGCUCACAUCUAUGUCCUCCAAGAGGAAAGAGAAGGAGCAAAGAGGCUUAGAGAACAUGGCCUUUAUGGGCCACAACAAUGAGGUCAUUUGGCUGGAGCUACAGGCAUGGCAUGCACGCCGCUCCACCAAUGACCAAGACCUUUUUCUUUUUACUGCCCGCCAAGCUAUCCCUGACAUCAUCAGUGAAGUGCUGCACUUUAAGGUCAACUAUGCCGGCCUCAGAGGGCCUCAGUCUUCAGGGUCUCAAACAAUCAAAGGGGACUGUCAGAGUGUUCCGGAUCUUCUCUCCGGGGAGGAUGGGGAGAUUGCUGUAGCUCAGACCAACCACUGUGGAGUAGAUUCUUGGGGUUUUAGUGCCAGCCCUUCAACAAACAUGAAUGCAGCAGAGCCUUUGGGCUCAGGAGCUGAUUACAGGGAAAACCUUCAGCGCCAGCGACUGGCCUUCGAGCAGGUUAAGCGGGUUAUAGAACUCUUGGAGGACGUGGAAGCUUUGUACCCCUCGUUGCAGGCUCUACAGAAGGACUAUGAAAAGUAUGCAGCUCAAGACUUCCAAGGCAGAGUGCAGGCACUCUGUUUGUGGCUUAAUAUUACCCAGGACCUUAACCAGAAGCUGCGUGUAAUGGCCACGGUGUUGGGCCUUCACGAUCUCUCUCGGAUUGGUUGGCCCGUCUUUGAGAUCCCCUCCCCUCGCUGUUCUCGUGGAAAUGAAGAAACAGAAACGGAAGAAGAUGAGAACGACUCUACGGCCACUUACACACCCGAAAGCGAUGGAGAGGACCGAGAUUUUGAGGAGGUUGGGGGAGACGUUGCACAGGGAGAUUUGUCUCCCGUCCUGACUCCAAAAUUUGCUCGAUUGUUGUCGGAAGACGAGUUUCUCCCGACAGCGGUUUCAGGACAUCCUGAAGCGACUGCGGGAUGUGAAGCACUGUGCCCCACAGCCAUUUACAGGCCGUUUGUGGAUAAAGCUCUGAAACAGAUGGGACUGCGUAAACUGAUCCUCAGACUGCACAAACUAAUGGACCGCUCUCUUCAGAGAGCCAGAGCAGCACUGCUGCAGCGGACUCUUGCUCUGGAAUUUGCUGACUUUCCAGAUCCUAUGCUGUACAGCGAUUACUUGCCAGAGCUGUCUCGUCACGUGUCCUAUUACGAUCCCACUGAUCCAGAGCAGGUGUCCAGGGAGGACUUGCUGGACAUGGAUCUCCCAUCCUUUCGUCCAGCAUUCCUGGUGCUGUGCCGAGUCCUCCUUAAUGUCAUUCACGAAUGCCUUAAACUAAGACUUGAACAGAGACCUGCUGGGGAUCCUUCUCUGCUCAGUAUCAAACAGUUGGUGCGUGAAUGUAAAGAGGUUCUGAAAGGAGGCCUUCUGAUGAAGCAGUAUUAUCAGUUCAUGCUCAGAGGAGUGGCCACGGACGCUCAAGGCUUACAAACAAAUGCAAACAUUGAUGAAUUUGAAGAAGACCUUCAUAAGAUGUUGGUGGUUUACUUUGAGUAUAUGCGCAGUUGGAUCAAAAUGUUGCAGCAGCUGCCUCAGGCGUCUCACAGCUUAAAGAACCUGCUGGAGGAGGAAUGGAACUUCACCAAGGUCAUCACCCCUUACAUUCGUGGAGGGGAAGCCCAGUCAGGGGAACUUUUCUGUAACAUUGCUGGAAUGCUACUGGAAUCCACUGGAGAGUUUCUUGAUGCUGGACUGCAAAAAAGCGGCAAUGAAUUUUGGGAAAGUGCUGACGACAGCACAGCCUCGGAUGAAAUCAGACGGUCAGUAAUCGAGACAAGCCGGUCGCUCAAAGAGCUGUUCCACGAGGCCAGGGAAAGGGCAUCCAAGGCUCUCGGCUUUGCCAAAAUGCUCCGCAAGGACCUAGAAGUUGCUGCCGAUUUUAGUAUCACUAGUGGGGUGACAUGCCUCCUUGAGGCCCUGAAAAAGAGAAACUAUGUCAAGGUUCAGAUUCCUGGCUUGGAGGAACUCCAAGUUUUUGUGCCUUCUAGCUUGCUAGAUCAGCGUUCUCUCAUCCUGCAGCUGCUGAACGCUGCUGCAGGGAACGACUGCUCCAAAGAGCACGACGAAAUUGGCGAGUACGACGCUUACCUGCUCAUGAGCAAACACAGAGCCGGUGACUUCAGCAGCGACUCUGAAUGGGCUCAGUGGGAUGGAGAAGUUCUAAAAUUGGUCCCUCAAAUGGAAACCGUCGACACGUUGAGGGCAAUAAAGGUGGAGAACAUGCUCCUAGUGGUGAUGCAGUCGGCUCACCUGGUGGCCCAGAGGAAAGCUUUCCAGCAGUCCAUGGAGGAUGUGCUCACCCUCAGCCGGGAGCAGACAUCCAGCCAGCCUCUCAUUGCGAGCGCUUUGGAAGAUCUCAAGAACAAGGCUCUCCAGCUAUGCAUUAAGAUAAGCACGGCCAUUGACCGGGUGGAGUACAUGUUCACCACGGAGUUUGAGGCAGAAGUGGAGGAAUCGGAGUCGGCCACUCUGCACCAGUACUACAGGGAAGCAAUGAUCCAGGGCUACAACUUUGCUUUUGAGUACCAUAAAGAGGUGGUGCGCCUCAUGUCGGGGGAGUUCCGGCAGAGGAUUGGGGAACGCUACAUCGCUUUUGCCCGCAAAUGGAUGACCUACGUCCUCACUAAAUGUGAGAGCGGCAGAGGAACAAAGCCCAGGUGGGCGACUCAGGGUUUUGACUUUCUUCAGGCUAUCGAACCUGCCUUCAUAUCUGCAUUACCGGAGGAUGAUUUUCUGAACUUGCAAGCUCUGAUGAAUGAAUGUAUUGGACAUGUGAUUGGAAAACCUCACAGUCCGGUUACUGGCCUGUAUAACGCUCCCAGAAACAGCCCUCGUCCUGUGAAGGUCCCUGCUCCUGUUCGGUGCUACAGUGACCCACCAAACCCCAAUUUAUUUAUUCCAAAUCCUGAAAGUUUUAGCUCUCGAAGUCUCCCCUGCGAUCUCCGGAACCAGCUGUUGCCCAGCGGGCCUCGCCCUGUUCCUCAGGGCCCAGGGGAACACGGCAACGCUAAAGCGCCCGGCAGCAGCCCCAGUGACGUCAGUUGCAGGGUAUCCAGCUUUCAUGAGCACGACCGUCUGUCAUCGGUUGCAUCAGAGUUCAGAUCUCCGAGUCGUUACUCCAGUCCUACUGAGGACAGAGAAGAACCUACGUAUCCAAAAAUAGACCCCAACAACGCCCCACGCCGAAGCUGGGAACUCCGCAACUUCACCCAAUCAAAGGACAUGGCUGCACGGCAGAACCCCAUGGAGUCUGUCCGUUGCUCCAUUCGCAAGUUUGAGGAGAAACGGUACACCAUGAUGAAGCAACGCAACAUCAUCGGUCAAGUGUGUCACACGCCCAAGUCCUUUGAUAACGUGAUGCACGUCGGGCUCAGGAAGGUUACCUUCAAGUGGCAGAGAGGCAACAAGAUAGGUGAAGGCCAGUAUGGGAAGGUCUACACCUGCAUUAACGUUGACACUGGAGAAUUAAUGGCUAUGAAGGAGAUCCGGUUUCAGCCGAAUGACCACAAAACCAUCAAGGAGACCGCAGACGAGCUGAAAAUCUUUGAGGGCAUCAAACACCCCAACCUGGUGCGAUACUUCGGAGUCGAGCUUCACCGGGAGGAGAUGUACAUCUUCAUGGAGUACUGUGACGAGGGAACUCUGGAGGAGGUGUCCAAACUGGGAUUGCAGGAGCACGUCAUCAGACUGUACAGCAAACAGAUCACUACAGCCAUCAAUGUCCUCCAUGAACACGGCAUCGUCCACCGGGAUAUUAAGGGAGCCAACAUUUUCCUGACAUCUUCAGGCCUGAUUAAGCUUGGAGACUUUGGCUGCUCCGUGAAGUUAAGGAACAACACUCACACCAUGCCAGGGGAGGUGAACAGCACUCUGGGAACAGCAGCUUACAUGGCUCCUGAAGUCAUUACCAGAGCAAAGGGGGAAGGUCAUGGACGAGCAGCUGACAUCUGGAGUUUGGGCUGUGUCCUUAUAGAGAUGGUGACCGGAAAGAGGCCUUGGCACGAAUACGAGCACAACUUUCAGAUCAUGUACAAAGUGGGAAUGGGCCACAAACCCCCCAUCCCUGAGAAGCUGAGCACAGAGGGGAAGGACUUCCUCGGCCACUGUCUGGAGAGUGAACCCAAACGCCGCUGGACUGCUAGCAUGCUGCUGGACCACCCGUUUGUAAAGGUGUGCACAGAUGAAGAGUAAAAGGCCUCUCCUUGUUAGCUUGGAUGUUUACAAAACAAAGCACUACUGUACAUACUGUUGGCAAAAGAAAACUGAACUGUGGAGGAAGAGGAGGAGGAACAGCUGAAGGCACAUGGAGUUAAACUGAGGAACUAUUCAAAUCUAAUUUCAGAGGACAACUGGAUCUAUGGAUUUUAGGAUUGUUGUGUGUCUGUUAUGACCACAGAGGAGGGCUGAGGUGAUGUUGUACAUUCUGUAAGAAUCGGAUUGGCUUUAAUUCGUGUAUAAAUGAUAUUGUAAAGUUAAAGUAAUUAUUGCUACCUUUGCUUCUUCUUAUUGGUGAAAAAACCUCUAAAAAGUUGCCGAGGAUUUUUUUUUAAUGAAUGGGAGGGAGAGGGAACGAAGAUAUCUAUAGCACUUUCAAACUGCUCUCCCAAGGGGGCAGUUGAUUAGAUGUGGGCUGAAUUUUUAUUUCAGUUAUCCGACGAGGCUGAAAAAGGGUGUGGUGAGCCUCAGUGAAUGGAAGGAGGCGUCGGUUUACCUUAAAUGAGCAGCAUCUGAAUAUUUAAAUGCAUUUAUCACUUCCAACAAGCUCAUAGACCUAGAAGGAUUUUCUUUUUUUUUGUUAUUUUUUUUUCUUCUUUGCCUUCACUGAGGAGGAGAAAAAAAGUCAAGAUGGAGCAAUAUUCAAGUCUGCUGGUCACCAGUGAAGAGCUGCCCAUGAGAGGGGCGGAGCCAAAUGAGCGGAGAAACGGACCAGCUCUCCCUCCCUGCUGCUGAACACAACCAAACACACACUGACACACAACACAACUUCUAGUCCUCUGCUGCUCUGACAGUGUUUGCUAUGUACAAACAAUAUUAAUAAACCAGACGUUUUUUAAAAGUU
Molecule: messenger RNA, 6279 nt
Organism: Oryzias melastigma (Indian medaka)
Lineage: Eukaryota; Metazoa; Chordata; Actinopteri; Beloniformes; Adrianichthyidae
Gene: map3k4
Product: mitogen-activated protein kinase kinase kinase 4
Exons: 27
Coding region: 660-5411 (1583 amino acids)
Biological process (GO): MAPK cascade; protein phosphorylation
Molecular function (GO): protein kinase activity; ATP binding
Source: RefSeq, a predicted model, not a curated record